ACUUUAUUUUUUGAGUUUAACAGGCUGCUGUGACUAUAUACUGUGAAGCGUAAUAUACUUCAAAACAAUUAUAUUAACAGUUUUGGCAUUUAAUUACCGUUACUAUUUUAUUACGAAUUCUACGUCGCUGUGCAUAAGAAAUUUGUCUAGUUUUCCGUCUUUGUCUUACCAAACUAAUCUAAUCUUUCCUGUAUUGAUACAAACUACGACACAAAACGUCAAAACACAGCCAAAGAUUACAAUGUUGUCAUGUAUGAAUUUGUAAGAGCGCUGCCGGCAACAAUAUUCUGAGAGUGACGUGCGGGUUAUUGGAAGUAGAAAGUGGUCUGGAAUGUGUGAUUUAUGUAAUUUAUGUUUGGGAUGCAUAAGUAGUUGUUUGUUGUACUAAUGGAAAUUUUGUGAAUGGAAACAAAUUAAACGUAAAAACUGUAUUGUCCGUAGAUAGGUAGGAAAUAGAUGUGACAGGAAAUUAUUCGAAGACCAAGCUAUCUCCUUGAACAUGCCCCGCAGACAACGGACAGAGAUGUCUGAAGUCGCAAGAAGAUUACAAAGAGCAGCUAUUCGCCUUGUGUUUAGGGUGUUGGAAUUAAUUGUAUCAGGAUUUUUGCAGUUGGUUUAUCAUGGGAAAGGUGAAGUAGUUCCUCCCAUUAACAACCUGUUGCUUUUAGAGCCUGCAUCCACACUUGCACUGAAAAUAAGAACUAGAAAGGUUUCAAGUGUCCAGGUGAUAGAAGCUUACAUAGCUCGUAUAAAAGAAAUAAAUCCUAUCUUAAAUUGCAUGGUAGAUGAGAGAUUUUCUGAUGCCCUGAAAGAAGCAAGGGAAAUAGACAGUUUUAUUGCAUCAGAAACAAAGAGUACUGAUGAAAUUGCAAGAGAUACACCUUUUCUUGGUGUCCCGUUUACAACAAAAGACUGCAUACAAGUGAAAGGCCUGUCAAACACUGCUGGAUUGUACAAAAGAAAAGAUAUAAAAGCUCUUGAAGAUGCCGAAGUCAUUGCCCUUAUGCGAAAAGCUGGCGGAAUUCCGUUAGCUGUUACAAAUAUUUCGGAAUUGUGUAUGUGGUGGGAAAGCUCAAACACAGUCUAUGGGAGGACAAACAAUCCUUACAAUACAAACCAUAUAGUUGGUGGCUCUUCAGGUGGAGAGGCCUGCAUUCAAGCUGCAGCAGCUUCUCCCUUUGGAAUAGGGUCAGAUAUUGGAGGUUCAAUAAGAAUGCCAUGCUUUUUCAAUGGCAUAUUUGGCCACAAGCCUUCUCGAUGUAUUGUAUCUAAUCAAGGAGAAUACCCUGUGCCUUCUGAAGAACAAAAUACCUUCCUGGGAACUGGUCCUAUGUGUCGUUAUGCAGUAGACUUGCUGCCUACCUUGAAAGUAAUAGCUGGGAAAAAUGCAAUUCACUUGAAGUUGGAGGAAAAAGUCAAUUAUGAUAAAAUGAAAUUCUAUUACAUGGAAAGUGAUGGUGGUUCACCUGUAGUUUCUCCUGUACAUCCAGAAAUAAAAGAUGUUUUACUAAAAGCUGUGAGUCAUUUUGAAAGAGCGUAUAACAUAAAAGCACAAAAGAUUAGACUGGAGAAGAUGAAAAUGUCUAUUGAUAUAUGGCUUGCAAAAAUGAAAGUUAAAAAUGGACCUACUUUUUGCGAGGAACUGGCAAAUAGAGAGGGUUCUAUAACUUUAUGGUGGGAGUUAGUUAAAUGGUUUCUUGGAUUCUCUAACCACACAUUUAUUGCUUUAGCAACAGCCCUAACUGAAAAACUUGGGGUGCAGCCGGGUACCCCAGAAUAUGUACAUUUGUGUGAUUUGUGUGAUCAGUUACACCAAGAGUUCCAGGAUAUGCUGGGAAACAAUGGAGUACUUUUUUAUCCAACACAUCCUACUCCAGCACCCUACCACUUAGAACCUCUCGUCAAACCUUUCAAUUUUGCUUACACUGGAAUAAUAAACAUGCUGGGAUUUCCUGCUACACAUUGUCCACUUGGUCUUAGCAAAGGUGGAUUACCCAUUGGAAUUCAGGUAAUUGGUGGAAUGAAUCAAGAUCACCUGACAAUAGCUGUUGCAAAUGAGUUGGAAAAGGCAUUUGGUGGCUGGGUUCCACCAUCAAUUGCUGUGUAAGGACUUGCCAAAUUGUUCAUUCAUUGGUGGUUGGUAAUACACAUUACAUAAUUUAAUGUGAGUGGAAUAUUUGUGGUACUUUUUCAUGGCUGAAUUUUUAAGCUUUAAAAUAAUAUAUAUAUUUAUAGUCUGUAUGGUUGAUAUGCUGCAUGUACUUGAGGAACUGCAUCCCGUGCUCGUGCUCACUGCUGUCACAGCCCUUUUUGUGGACUAUCAACUGCACGUGAAUCAUCUUGUGAGGAGUUUUUCAACAAGGUCUUCCCUCGGAUGCGGUUUCAGCAAGGGCUUGCUCAGCCUCAUGGAGCACAAUCCAUUCCCUCAUUCAUAUGCACAGACACCAACAUUCUUAGUCAUUAUGGGGCUCCAUUUCACCUCCACUUCACCAAGGUGCCUCUUACAGAAAUUGAACUGUAGGAAAAGUGGGUGGAUAUCCUGUGUAGGAUCAGUGUACUCUAUGGGCAGGUCCACGAGUGCAUGUGUGCUCCGCCUUCACCAUCAGUACUUUAAGGUAGUAUAUGCAUAGACUUGUUUCCUUCAAAGGCAGCUCUAUGAAGUGCUGUGCAUUCACGAUGGCUUUGCUUACAUAUAAUCAAAAUAAAACAUGAAAUUUUGUGUACCUAGUGAUUUAUUCUGGAGUGAAAUUGAAUAGCACAGAUUUUGAACGUGUUAUUUGUUUGUAAACAAAAUUACCAUUAUUUAUGACGGCAAAGCAGUUGCCACAACCAAUUUGUAACCAAAUGUAGUGUGUUUGGUGUGUCAUUUUUCAUGUGGUCCUAUAUUAUUGUUUGUCUGGUUACAUUCCUACAGUAUCCAUACUUAAUUUUUUAGUUUAUCUCUUAUGGUUUAUUUUGUCUUUGUUUCAUUUACAUAUUGCCCUUGGAACAUCUCUGUGUCGUCUUGUUAUUUUCAUGUGGUCGAUCAUCUCACAACUGUGUUUCUGAGCAAUAUUUGGCUCAGACCAUUAGUUGGUGUGGUUUACAGAUUUUUCAUGACAGUUCCCUCUGUUAUCACAUUGUGCUUGUACCCACAUUUUAAAUCUGUACAAAGGAGUUUAAUAGCUAUUAAAUGCAACUAUAAUAGGUUAUUCUGGGACUGACUGGUGAUUGUCAAUCUAUUUUAUCUGUGUUUAUUCCUUAUGUUCUCUUGAGUUCUUAAUUAAGUUUUUUUCCCCCUCUCUCCAGUUAGUUAAUUUUGUUACUUUUCUUAACUUCUAUUUUUUAAACAGUGUCACAAUCUUGGUGAAUUACAUUCCAUACAAUGCCACAUGACCAAUGUUGUUCCUGAUUCCUGCCAUAGAAUAUUUCUUCAAAUCCUGUAGAAUUAUUUAGACUCUCUCAUUGUGGUCUCAAGUGCUGCUGAUGCUGUGUGUGUUUGUCAUGAACAACAGCGUUGCCUCCAGAUCAUAUUACAAUGUUAUCUCUUAUAAACUUCAUAGGCCUUUAAGUGGCAGUAUUAUGUCAGAUAUUGACUUGUGUUAUGUAAGUGCCUUCUGCUUGCCUCUCAGCUUCUUGGUAAGUUGCUCCUUUGUUUGAUUUUGCAUUGCCCCGUACUUGUCUGUUGUUGAAUCUGUAAUCCAUUUUCCUUUAAUUAAUGCCGCUUCCUCAGUCUGGUAAAAGGUGUAUCAUUGUCAGCAUUCUUCUGAUUUCUCCUCUCAUUCUUCAUUUCUUUUAAAUUACUGUCUACCUGCAAACCUGGCACUGUGUAAGUUUCUUCCUCUUUUUGUGUUGUACAAUUUUCUGUACUGGUUAUGUAUUGCUAUAUGUUACUUAAGUGCCAAAGGUAUGCACAAAAAAGUUUUACGGUUAGACUGAUCUGUUCUUUGUGUGCCAGUUUAUGGUAUAUUUACAUGCUAUGUACUUUCUGAAGUCUGAGAGAGUUUGUUCUAGUUCAUAUUACCCAAAGAUCAAGUUUGUUCCUAAAUUUGAGUUCAUAUUUGGGUUCAUGCUGUUAUUAUCUGCAACUGACUUGUGAAAUUUGGAGAAGAGGUACAGGAAACAUUUGCCACUAGCUAUAGAUGUAAGCAUUAGUUCCCUAACAUUUAGGAUUGCACUGGUAAGGAUCCUGAGCUAGGAAGUCUCAUUUCUGUUAAUUGAACUUAAGAUUGUUUGUGAGGGGUUGUCCAUUUCUGCCAAGAUCUAAAUGCUGAUCAUUGUUGAAGAGCAUUCAGUUGGGUUCUAAGUUAAUGCUUUAAAAAAUAUGCUUUUUGAUUCACUCUAGUUAAGAAAAGUGUAAAUGUGAAAGACUCGUGUAUUUCAGUAACAGGUGAGAAGAAAUAUGGCUCAAGCAUGUCCUUCAUCAUGAAAUAUGAAACUGGAAAAAAGUUUGCAAUUUUUUGUGAUGAUGUCUCAACUUGUUUGUUAAUUCCUAAUGUGCUAUUUAAAGAAAAUUGAACAUGCCAAUUACCAUAAGCACUAUGUCCUUUCCAGUUAAGAAAUUCAAAGAAUUGGGCAGUGAUGCUUUUUUUUGCCAGUGUUGAAGUGUUUGUUUGAAAGAUACAGUUAUAAUUAUAACUGUAAGACUCGCAUAAUGAAUUUGAUUCACAUACUUUUUUUUCCUUUUGUGAUGCCGUAUGGAAUAAUUUUUAUGAUACUUUGAUUCUGUGACCAGAUCUGAUUAAAGAGAAUGCCACAACUCUGCCCUUAGAAAUGACACGAAAGUUUUUUUUAUUUUUUGAAAGCCUAUAACAACUGUUUGUAUUUAAGGUUUCAUGACACUCUUCAGUCCUGUGGAACUGCAACAUUGUAUACCUUAAGGGGAAAGAUAUCUGGAGAACUGUACAAUUUUGAUUAUGAUUCACUAGUUGACAACUUAUGUGAAAUGAGUUAAAGAUGUCUGUCGAAGGUCUUUAGAUCUUUGCUCUAUUUCUUUCAGCCAAAAUUAGACCUUAACAACUGUCUCCACCUUUUCCAUUUUAAAAUGCUGUUUGUUUCCAUGUUCAUUUGAAAUGAGAAGUCAUGGGAUAUGAUUGUAACUCUGCAAGUUCACAGUGAACUUUUAUAUUGUUGUCGAAUAUGAUGAACAUGUUAUUUUGAAAAACAUAAAAUUAGGUGCAAUGAGUAUCUUAAUAUUAGAUAAAUGUCUGUUAUUUAUACCUUGUCGAAUGAAAUGAAUGUUGUGCUUAAGUGACAGUGCACACCCUCCAUGUUGUUUUUAAGUCACCCAGAAACUGUAAUUAUUGUUCUAGAACUGUCAUUAAAAAUACUGUUGGACUUUU
Molecule: messenger RNA, 5321 nt
Organism: Schistocerca gregaria
Lineage: Eukaryota; Metazoa; Arthropoda; Insecta; Orthoptera; Acrididae
Product: fatty-acid amide hydrolase 2
Exons: 11
Coding region: 500-2107 (535 amino acids)
Source: RefSeq, a predicted model, not a curated record